This is a messenger RNA of Pyricularia grisea, 591 nucleotides long. RefSeq lists its product as uncharacterized. The transcript has a single exon. Lineage: Eukaryota; Fungi; Ascomycota; Sordariomycetes; Magnaporthales; Pyriculariaceae. The coding region runs from base 1 to 591 and encodes 196 amino acids. The record is from RefSeq and is a predicted model, not a curated record.
AUGAAAGCGACCGCGUUCUGCUAUUUAGUUAGUUUUGCUACUCUCCGCGGCAUCUUCGCUGCAAAUUCAGUGCCAAUAUGGCCACGAGACAUGUACAUUGGCACUGCUGUCGAUCCCGGGAGCAUCCAUCGUAAUCUCGGUUUCCACCUGCGCACUGGUUACAUCCCGACGACGGCAGACUAUGAAUCAGCUAAAAGGUUGGCGAUGAAGGAGAAAAAUGCAAUCAUGGCCGAAGAUGCUUAUGUUUACGUCAUCCCGACAAGAGGGCUCGAGAGUCACUUUCACGACAUCCACAGCGCUUUUCGCGGGAAAGACGGUUCGCCCAAACAAACUUAUGACAAUGAGGAGUGGACGUUUGAUGAUGCUAUCCAAUUGAACUCUAUCCUCAGGGUGGAUGUUUGGAAACCCAAUGGAAGGAAGGUAAUAGUAUUGCGGAAUGGUAUGGAAAGAGCGGCCGAAAAUGUUCUUGACCAUAAGUCGCCCUAUUACGGAAGAGAGCUCAAAUGGCCCUUGGACCCUAAAAUGAUAGGGCAAACUACCAAGGUGGAGGGGCAGCGUUCAAAAGACCAGACGGCGAUUCAAAUUGACUAG